Blepharisma stoltei is the source of this 342-nucleotide messenger RNA. NCBI's taxonomy places the organism in Eukaryota, Ciliophora, Heterotrichea, Heterotrichida, Blepharismidae. The record is from the annotation of a GenBank genome assembly.
AUGGUUUAUUGGCAUACUCUUUAUAAGAAGCAUCACUCAUGGAUGAUUAGAAAGACUAGAGGAUACAACUUCUUCUUGCUAUUUUUGUGCUUUUACAGUGUUUACUGGUACAAUCGCAGCAGUGCACAACGCACUUUGGCAUUUUUAGACAGAGUUAGACCAGAUGAGAAAAAAGCUAGAGAAGACUUGAAGAUGUGGGGAUACAGACGUCAUUAUCAGCCACUUAUAGCAAGAUCAAGAAAGAAUGCUUUAAUUGCACGCGGAGAUUAUGCUAUGCGCAUCCCAUAUGAAGAUGAGAUGAAGGCAGAUGAAGUUCUUAAACAGCAAGGAUAUACUCUUUAA